AUGGACGCCCCCAAUGAAAACCCGCUGUUAUCCUUAGAUGACCCAGUUCAUGCAAGACUUUCAGAAUAUGGAGAGCAUAUUGGCAACUUGUUACCAAAGUAUGUCCAGCAAACACAAGUCAACCACAACAACGAAUUGGAGAUAUUAAUUGCUCCUGAAGGAAUUCUGCCUGUGUUGACGUUCUUACGAGAUCAUACAAAUGCUCAGUUCAAGUCCUUAGCAGAUAUAACUGCUGUUGAUGUCCCAAGCAGACAAAAUAGAUUUGAGGUAAUUUUCCUUUGGGUCAUUCAAAACCUCCCCUGUGCAGGAAAUUGUAAGAUAAACCCCCUACCCUCUUUAGAUAUCCUAAUACACUUACUAUUAUCAGAAACCAAUUUUUCUCCGCCCCCCCUGCGGUUGACAAGAAUUUCCUCCAUGGGGAGUAGUCUGUAGUUCAAGUUUUUGUCAAUGACGUAGUUAGAAAAUACAAUGGGUUGACAAUUUCAAUUAAAAUGGAACCAGUAACCAAAUCAAUUGGUCAAACUAUAAAUUAUGUAGUUUAGUAAAUUGUUAAGGUACAACCUUGUCCAGCAUUUUUGACCACUGAGCAGAUAUUACAAACAAAUGUUGCAAAUUUGUAUAUAUCUUUAUUUUUAAAAAAAUAUGAGUUACUAUAUAAUAGCAGUUCAUUGUCUUUUCUAGGUUGUAUAUAAUUUCCUGUCCUUACGUUUUAAUUCAAGAAUACGUAUAAAAACUUAUUCAGAUGAACUAACUGCUCUAGACUCUGCAUAUCCAGUACAUAAAGUUGCUGACUGGUUUGAAAGAGAG
Molecule: messenger RNA, 807 nt
Organism: Paramuricea clavata
Lineage: Eukaryota; Metazoa; Cnidaria; Anthozoa; Malacalcyonacea; Plexauridae
Source: the annotation of a GenBank genome assembly